UGUGAAAAGUAUACUCAAACCGCUAUAGCCUCGUGGACCCGGUGUGCCUUUCUUGAACAAAGUUCGCGCAGACCUCAAGCAACAGUCUUUGGAAGAUUACGCGGAGGAAUUACAUGUAAAUUUCACUAUUCAGGAAGCUCUUUGUCCCGGACAAGAUGUGCCUCCCCGAACACCCCUGCUUGUUGUUUUUCAUUUGUCUCCUGUACCUUCUUGCCCUCAAGGCCUCAAGCGUCAACGCUCUCCUAGCAUGGAUGACGAGGUUGUUAUGCCAUUAACAAAAAAUUUCAGGGAUUACAAAACUGGUUUUCCCUCCAACGUCGCGACGUCAGGUGAAUAUGCUUUGAAUCAGUCUUCCCCUGACGGUGCCAUCCUAGAUGGACGUUUCAACCCCAAAUAUCCGGUCGAGACGAGCGCCCCUCCCAUCGAGCUCUAUCAUCCCGCGUUUGCCCAGUUCGCUGCUCUCAUCCGGGACCCAACCUUCCAGGUUCCUGACGACGAUGACAUCCUCAGUAACACGGCGGCAUUGAUACGAAGUUGUUCCCAGAUCGAGACGUACGAAGGACCGGGGAACACGAACACCUGCUUGAUCCUUGGGCGAAUCCUUCACCUCCCAUUGGACCAAUUCGAAAAUGAUGACAGAACUGCCACUGACUGCAUGGCCUUGUACGAAACACCGUUAGACUCUGUCGCGGCGGCGUGUGUCAUUGCAGAAAUAAAAGGGGAAUUGGGAUCUACGGGUGCAGAUCCCUCUGUCCAGGCAUCGUUCUCCUUCGCCAGGUUCUACUGCCAGCCGCAGCGAGAUCCUAUCACUGAUCACUCCAACUGUCCAACGUUCAUCCUUGGCAUUGCAGGUCCUUGGUUGGUCAUCAUGGGGGGUAUUCUGACAACUCGACCGAUCAUCCAACGGUUAUCCGACUACAUGUGGCUGGGGAACAGUCGUGUACUGGAUGAGGACCAAGUGAGAAGGGUUGCUCGUAACCUUUACGCUCUUCGAAGGGCCACAAACGCCCUUGAGGAGUAUUGGGACUCUUUCGUAAGGCCGUGCCAUGUCAAAGGAUGCGAACACCCUCGGUUCUUCCCCUCCUUUGACAGCUUCACUGACAUCCAUACCCAUACCCACGAGACUGUCAAGUUUGCCUAUGUGAAAGCAUUGGAGGAGGGGCCUUCUUGUGUCACGUUCCUCGCCAAGAAGCUUCUUGCUGACAACAACUUGGACUCGGGCGACGGAGACGAUCGUAGCAGUCACAUAGUUAUCAAGUUUGUCCGCCGCUACAACAAAGAAGCGCAUGUCAUGAUGAGCCAGCGAGGAUUUGCACCCAAGUUACUUGGUUAUCGUCCAUUGGGAGAAGAAAAUCCCGGAUAUGGCGAUUUGGUGCUAUUAGCCAUGGAGUAUGUUAAGGGCGAGACACUCUCCGAUCGGUACUGGGGUGAUGUGAUUCCUGCGCAAGUCAGACAAGGUGUGAAAGAGGCAAUUCAAGUCCUUAACGAUGCUGGUUAUAUUUUUGCGGACCUUCGAAGGCCGAACUUGAUUUUCCGAGAAUGUGAUGGGAAGGUACAGUUAAUUGAUUUUGAUUGGGUCUGUCGGGUAGGUGAGGGGAUGAGGUAUCCCUUUCAUUUAUCUUAUGAUCAUAGGACAAGGUCGGGGGCAAGGGAUAAUGAUGUUAUUACUUUGGAACAUCAGGAGACAAUGUUAGAGGAACUCUGAACGGGGCUUGUAUAAGUGGUUGGGAAUGGUUAUGUUGAUGUUUCCUUUCACUUGUUUUCUGAUACUACCACUGUACAUUACCACACUUCUUACAUAUUUUUCCAGACAUCUCUGGCGCGCUAUGAAAGGCCCG
Marasmius oreades (fairy-ring Marasmius) is the source of this 1838-nucleotide messenger RNA. RefSeq lists its product as uncharacterized. The record is from RefSeq and is a predicted model, not a curated record. The transcript has 3 exons. Lineage: Eukaryota; Fungi; Basidiomycota; Agaricomycetes; Agaricales; Marasmiaceae. Gene Ontology annotation, molecular function: ATP binding; protein kinase activity. Gene Ontology annotation, biological process: protein phosphorylation. Bases 248 to 1705 code for a protein of 485 amino acids.